UAUGAAAGCUGAAGAAUAAACAGAAGACUUAAUUCUCUGUCCUUAAGGUUGUGGAAGAAAGUUCAAUAAAGAUAGUUUACUUAAACAUUAUAAAGUUUGCAAAGAUGUCUUCUAACAAAAGCGUAGUGCAUUUAAUUCUUAAUUAAAAAGAGUUGGAUUUGAUUAUUUUAUUGAAAAUAAGUAAAAGUUACCCCAAUUCUCUCCACCUAAAACUACUAAAUUAAAAACAGAAAUACUCCCUUAUAGAAGUCCUUAAGUUUCCUCAAAAUAUAAUUAAAUUUUAAAUGCAAAGAAAUUCUGUAAAGGAUGUUUGAGAGAAUUUGAUUUUAGGAUAGCUGAUGAUCAUAUUUAAAAAUGCGUAUAGAAAAACAAAUAGAACAAUCCAUUCACAAAAAUUAUUUGA
This is a messenger RNA of Paramecium pentaurelia, 403 nucleotides long. Lineage: Eukaryota; Ciliophora; Oligohymenophorea; Peniculida; Parameciidae. The record is from the annotation of a GenBank genome assembly.